Messenger RNA from Pleurotus ostreatus (oyster mushroom), 1002 nucleotides. RefSeq lists its product as uncharacterized. Bases 1 to 1002 code for a protein of 333 amino acids. The record is from RefSeq and is a predicted model, not a curated record. Gene Ontology annotation, molecular function: phosphatidylinositol transfer activity. The transcript is spliced from 4 exons. NCBI's taxonomy places the organism in Eukaryota, Fungi, Basidiomycota, Agaricomycetes, Agaricales, Pleurotaceae.
AUGUCGCAGAAAACCUUCGUUCCGCUCCCAGUCCCCUCUGUGCCUGCAGAUUGCAAGCCACCGCCGGAGUUGACAGCCACCGAGGACGAGCUAUAUACCAAAGUCCUAGCACACUUCUCCAAUCCCGAGUACGCGAUUCCAGGCUUGGAGAAAGGCCAGCUCAAGGAGGAGGAAAAGUUCUGGCUGUCCCGUGAAUGUAUCAUUCGGUUUCUUCGUGCGGUGAAGUGGGCAACUGCAGAGAAAGCGAUAGAACGUCUAGAGGAGACUCUGAAGUGGAGGAGGGAAUUUGGUCUCUACGACCUUGUCACCGCCGAUCUCGUCGAACCAGAGGCUGUGACUGGCAAAGAAAUACUGUUCGGUCAUGACACGAGUCGCAGACCCGCGUUCUAUAUGAUUCCAAGCCGUCAGAACACGACCGAGGCCGAACGACAGAUACAAUACGCGGUUUGGAUGCUGGAACGUACGUUUGACCUCAUGGGUCCUGGAGUAGAGUCAUUGGACUUGAUGAUCAACUUUGCUGAUAGAGCAAAGAAUCCAAGUCUAGGCACGGCACGCACCGUCCUCAGCAUCCUGCAGAACCACUAUCCCGAACGGCUCGGCCUCGCGAUCAUCAUCAAUAUCCCCUUCCUCGUCAACGCGUUCUUCAAGCUCAUCAGUCCAUUUAUCGACCCCGUAACACGCGCGAAGAUGAAGUUCAACUCGUCAGUCCUCGACGAGGGUAUAUUCACGCCUGACAUGCUAAUGAAGGAGUGGUGGGGAGGGGACGUCGACUUUGAGUAUGAGCACGAGAAAUAUUGGCCAGCACUCGUUUCGCAGUGCAAAGAGAAUGAGCAGAAGUGGAUGGCACGGUGGAAGUCAUUGGGCGGAGUGGUGGGCGUACGGGAAUGGGACUACAAAACGGGUAGCGACAGCCCUUCCUCCGCGUCUGCCACCGCUGAAAAAACAUUGGUCUCUACAACCGUUGCAGAAGUUCAGGAGCCAUCUCCGGUUGCUGUCGCAUAG